Capsicum annuum is the source of this 3094-nucleotide messenger RNA. RefSeq lists its product as uncharacterized. Gene Ontology annotation, cellular component: intracellular membrane-bounded organelle. Gene Ontology annotation, molecular function: protein binding. The transcript is spliced from 16 exons. NCBI's taxonomy places the organism in Eukaryota, Viridiplantae, Streptophyta, Magnoliopsida, Solanales, Solanaceae. Bases 219 to 2492 code for a protein of 757 amino acids. The record is from RefSeq and is a predicted model, not a curated record. Gene Ontology annotation, biological process: autophagy.
AAACAAGCUUUUAAUAUAUAAAAAUUAUUAUUUAAAUUCUAAAUAUUAAAAAUAAUAAUGCAAAAUAAAAAAAUCUAUUAAAUUUUCUUUUCUUCCAAAUUGAAAAAGGUUCUGUCCGACGCCGGAAAAGCCAAAGCCUAACGUCGUCAUCAUCUUCUUCACACUUUUUCUUCCCAUUUUGCCCCUCGGUUCAUUGAAUUAACGGAAGAAUUUGGGGCAUGAGAUCGUUAAUAUGGCCGGAGAAUUCAACUGGUGCUCCGUCGACAUCGCGGAGUUCUCCUUCGGCGGCGAAUUGUAAAAACAAUAAUGUCUUUCAGCUGUUAACAAGGAGGGAGGUAACUCCUCGAACUAAAUGUGCUUCCAGAAAGUUUCGGGGUGAGAACACUAAAUGUACUCUUGACUCCUAUGGGUUAAAACGCGAAGUGGCAAGUGAUGCGAGACGGGGACUUAUAUCAUGGUUAGAGGCAGAGUCGUUGCAACAUUUAUCAGCCAAGUAUUGCGCACUAUUGCCUCCUCCAAGGUCUACCAUUGCAGCAGCAUUUAGUCCUGAUGGGCGGACACUUGCUUCUACACAUGGAGAUCACACAGUGAAAAUAAUUGACUGCCAAACUGGGAAAUGCUUAAAGGUUUUGAGUGGACACCGCAGGACACCUUGGGUGGUUCGUUUCCAUCCGUUGGACCCUGAAAUACUUGCAAGUGGAUGUUUGGACCACGAAGUUAGGUUGUGGGAUGCAAAAACUGCUGAGUGCAUAGGAUCGCGUGAUUUUUAUCGUCCCAUUGCAUCCAUUGCAUUCCAUGCCCAGGGGGAAGUUCUGGCUGUUGCUUCAGGCCACAAGCUUUACAUAUGGCACUAUAACAGAAGAGGAGAGACGUCUUCACCAACAAUUAUACUGAAGACACGGCGUUCCCUUCGUGCUGUCCAGUUCCACCCACGUGCUGCCCCGUUUCUUUUAACAGCUGAGGUCAAUGAUCUGGACUCAUCAGAUUCCUCAAUGACACGUGCGACUUCGCCGGGUAACUUGUGGUAUCCUCCUCCUACUGUGUAUUUGACUGAUGCUCACUCCACUUAUCAAUCUGCUUCAGCAAAUGAACUGCCUAUCAUGUCUCUACCAUUCCCUAUCUGGCCAUCAAUUGCUAGAGGUGAUCCCAGAAUGAUCAUGCAGCAGAGUGAUACAGAUGUGGGAUCUGACAGUAUACAGCACAGAGCAGACACUUCGUCAUCUGUCCGCCUCCUUACAUAUUCAACUCCGGCCGGCCAGUACGAACUUUUAUUGUCGCCUAUUGAGCAAAGUGCAUCUCCUGCACAAGAAGCUCAUACUGGUUCUUCUGUCAGGGAAAAUGAGACAAGUAUCCAACCUUUAGCUGAUCCCAUGGAGACUGAUGGGCAGCCAGAAGAGAGAAACAAUCAGUUUUUCCCUUUUAGUGACCCAGCAUACUGGGAAUUGCCUUUUUUGCAAGGAUGGUUGAUGGGACAAGGCCAAGCUGGCCAACAAACAACUCAGUCAGAGCUUAGUGGUGCUACCGUUAAUCCAUCAACUUACGGUGAACUGGAAAAUCCUUCUGCUGUUCCCUUGGUAACAAGCAAUAUUCAUCCAAGAUCCGGAAGAUCUGGUUCUCGGCACCGCUCUUCACUCUCUCGAGUGAUACCUGUUGCUGGAGCUGGUGAUGGUGCUGCUCCCGUCAAUGUUGUGCUUGAUGAGAGUGAUUCUCAAACUUCUAUUGGUCGCAUCCAGUCAGAGAUCGCUUCAUCGUUGGCUGCAGCAGCGGCUGCUGAAUUACCUUGCACUGUGAAACUCAGAAUAUGGCCUCAUGAUAUUAAGGUUCCAUGUGCACCCCUUGAUGCUGAAAGAUGUCGCUUAACAAUACCUCAUGCUGUACUUUGCAGUGAAAUGGGAGCCCAUUUUUCACCCUGUGGGAGAUUUUUAGCAGCUUGUGUUGCAUGUAUUCUGCCAAGCUCGGACUCUGAUCCUGGUUUUCAUGGCCAUCUUCAUCAUGACAAUCUGGCAGCUGCGACUUCUCCAACCAGACAUCCAGCUGCUGCCCACCAGGUUAUGUAUGAGCUACGGAUAUAUUCCCUGGAGGACGCAACAUUUGGUUCCGUGCUUGCAGCUCGGGCAAUUAGAGCUGCUCAUUGUUUAACUUCAAUUCAGUUUUCUCCAACUUCAGAGCAUCUGUUACUUGCUUAUGGGCGUCGCCAUAGUUCACUACUGAAAAGUGUUGUGAUUGAUGGAGACACAACUAUACCCAUUUACACGAUUCUUGAGGUCUAUAGAGUUUUUGAUAUGGAACUUGUGAGAGUUCUUCCCAGUGCGGAGGAUGAGGUCAAUGUCGCUUGUUUCCAUCCUUCGGUUGGUGGUGGCCUUGUCUAUGGAACCAAGGAAGGGAAGUUAAGGAUUCUCCAAUAUGACAAUUCAAACAGCCUGGGUCGCACAUUAUCACGUUCUCACGUCGAGAACAUGCUCGAGGUCCCAACAUAUGCUAUAGAAGUCUAGUAACUUCUGAUGAUAAGAGAAGGUGAUAGGGUCUCAUAUCAAUAUACUAGUCCGGCUAUGGCUAGCAGCUGCAAAUAUGAGUGCUUUUGCUGGUGGCAGUGAAACCUUGAACCUUAAUGCAGUACAGCAGAAUAUGGAAGAGGUUUGUACAGAGCUCGUGUAUCUGGGACGAGAAGAUUCACAGAGCGUCUCGCUUGAACUACCCCUGAUAUGACUGCACGAGCGGUCUGGAGUCCUGUUAGAUUGGAGGUAAGUGCUGGCGGGGAAUCAAGGGACUGUUUCUCUACAAUUUCCGUGCAGAUGACUUCAAAUGUACUAUAGGAGUUCGAUUCCUAUUUAUGGAAUUUCUUUCAGAAGCAAAAAGAAAGAAGAAGGUUAUACACAUACAUAAAUGAGUGUUUCUACCAGUUCAUCUUUUUACUCUGGAAAUGUUGUAGUAAUUUUCUCUUAUGUCUCUUUCCGUCACAUUUUGUAAGAGAAAUUCGCACAUUUUUCUUCUGCUUUCGUCUUUGAAAUCUAGAAGUUAUCGGUGUGUUUAGAUGUAUGAAUAUGGUUAUAUCAGUUGACAACAGAAGGGGUGUUUGAAUGACUGUUUUCUUGUA